Messenger RNA from Effrenium voratum, 2355 nucleotides. NCBI's taxonomy places the organism in Eukaryota, Dinophyceae, Suessiales, Symbiodiniaceae. The record is from the annotation of a GenBank genome assembly.
GCUUUGCCGUACUUCUGCAAUUUCUGCAUGAGCUUAGAAUGCCGGGUAGUGGAGCGCAAUGCCUGAAGGGGGCAGGCGAAAGUCUGCACUGCUUGAGGAGCAGAAUCAGCAACUGAAAAAGGCGAAAGAGCGUCAUGCGCUGAACGCAGCUCUGGCAGAAAGAGGUGGUGGCUUGCUCUUACGUGGAUGGCGGCGGGAGCUUGACCCAGAUGGGUCCAUGGACGUCCCCUACAAGGAGCUGGACUGGCACUUGAGAAGGCUUGGCCUGGAGUUGAGUGCCAAGACGAUCGUUGACAAAGACGCUGAAGAGAUCAGCUUGGAGGAACUCAGCCCUGCGGAUGGCCACUUGGUGAACCGCAUCCGCAAUUGGAUCAAAGACGCCUUUGGCAGCCCAGCCAACAUGUGGACUGUGAUCGACGUCAAUCAAGCAGGGAAUCUGGACCGUGAAGGUUGGGUUGCUGCUUGCAUGUCAAGCGGCUUUGAAGGAACCGCAGAGGAGUUGUCCUACUUGUUUGACUUCAUCGAUAUUGAUGAGAGCGGGCAAGUGAACAAAGAGGAGGUUCUCUUCCUCGAGAGGGAUAGCCAGGAAAGGGACAAGGCCAUCUUUGAAGAGAAGAUGAAAUCACGGGGGCAGAUGCAGCGGCUUUGGGCUUCUGUGUACUGGUCGGAGCUGCACAAAAAGCAGUCACCACUGAGCAGAUUGGCUCCCAGGCCGUGGCUGGCAACAUCAUUCGAAAGUCUUCCGCCAUUAGUGAUUGUGAAGCGUCAGCAUAGGCUGCGCGAGGUCAGAAACCGCCAGCAAGAAGCAAAGACUCUCUUCUUGCAGAGUUUGAGCCAAAAGUAUGGAUCCUGCGCUAGAGCUUGGCGGCGUGGAAUUGACACUGAUGGCAAGUUCUGCAUCGACAAGCUGAUUCUGCGGAAUUUCUGCCGUCGCCAUGAGCUGGAUACCGAUGUGCACAUCCAGUCCUUGUGGUCCAGCCUCGAUUCGGACAAGGAUGGCAAAGUCUGUCUGCAAGAUGUUUCGCCCCUGGGUGCUGUCGCAUUGGCAUCGUUCAGGGCAUGGUGUCGCCAGAAGUGCGGGUCUUGUCGAGCGGUCUGGUACCUUGAAGACCUGGUCAAUGCUCGCUCACGACCACAGAAAGAUGGCAUGGUCCAGAUGCACUCUGACAAGAAGAUGCUGAUCUGCAACUUCACUGAGAGCCUGAAGGUUCUGGGUUGCAAGUGCAAAGGCGAUCAGGCAGAGAUGCUGUCCGCGCUGGACUUCUUCAAUGCGGGCUUCAUUUCGGAGGCUGAUCUGUGCUGGCUGGACGCAUGGGAGCCGCCCCUUUUUCUGACGGCACAGCCUUCAGAGGAGGAGUGGGCUUCCUUCAAGAGUGCUCUGCUCGAAAGAUAUGGAUCGCCGCUGAAUGCGUGGCGACAGCUGGACCUCGAUGGCCAAAAUGAGGUGUCAUGGAUGGAGUUUGUUGCUGGUUGCAGGCGAAUGCGAUUCAAGGGUGACACUGGCGCUGCCUGGAGAUACAUUGACAAUGACGCUUCGGGCUACAUCAGCAUGGAAGAAUUUAGUCGAGAUCACUACAAAGUGCUGAUGUCUUUCAAGCAAUGGGCUUCUGGCCUUUAUGGUUCUGUUGCGAGCGCCUUCAAGAACUUUGACAAGGAGGGGGACGGAACAUUGACUUUGAGCAUUUUGAGACGAUCCUGUCAAAAAGGAAAGUGGGAUGGUGAUCCACAGACCCUCUUUGACUGCGUGGGAGCAAGCAACUGCAAGGAUCCGUCAAAAAAGCUUAUCACCAUAGAUGACGUGUCAUUUCUGGACGUCUGGCCAGAUCGCGAAGAACGACCAGAUGAAGGAAAAGAGCAGGAGGACACUUUGACUCGAACAACUGAGAAAGAGGAAAGGAUCGUCUUACAAUCCAAAUCCGCAGCAACACUUGAUGUUUUCUCGCGGCUCUACACACCUCGAUACCGUAAAAAGAUUGCCAAGAACAUCGACGCAUCACCGACAGCCUACCCUGUUGAGAAAGCUGCACAGAUACAGAGGACGUACCAUUGCUGCUCCUUGCCACCGCAACGGCGGCCAAAGACUGCGCAAAGCAUGCUGCCGAUCAUGGAGAGGAUUCAUCAAAUCAGCGCUUUCUACAGAGAGCGUGAAGCGAACAGCUAGGGCGUGAUAGCCAAGCGUUAGCGUUCUGGCUCAUUUUCAAUGGUGGACAACCACACGCAAUGAAGUUGUUUCAUGUUGUUUCACGCUUAAAGCUUGACCACUGGCAAAAGCCAGUGCCAAUGCCUUAAAAGGAGCUAGGAGCCUAAGCAUUGUGCACCUGCCUGCAUCUUUGAGCACUGAAGAUAUUCACCGAC